Molecule: messenger RNA, 1167 nt
Organism: Aureobasidium pullulans EXF-150
Lineage: Eukaryota; Fungi; Ascomycota; Dothideomycetes; Dothideales; Saccotheciaceae
Exons: 3
Coding region: 1-1167 (388 amino acids)
Source: RefSeq, a predicted model, not a curated record
AUGAAGCUUUUUGCUCGUCUGAAUGUGGUUGUGCUGCUUGCAAUCUCGGCCCUGCUAUACUUGGGCUGGACGCUGCGCUCGUAUCAUCCGAUCACGCGAGCAAAGAAAGUCUGGAGUCGUAAGACGACUGAGAUCGUAGUGUUUGGAGACUCAUGGAGCACCAAUCACCUCGAACUGUCGCUGUCUGCGGAGCGACCAGCGACGCCGGUUGAUAAGAAACUUUGGGUGGAUACGCUGUGCUUGGAGCUGGUUUGCGACCGCAUCUACGACCUCGCCCAAUCACUGCCCUCCUAUCCCUCGCACCUGCGAGGGCCUGUCAUCGACAACGACAUCUACGCCAAUCAUACCCGAUCGUUGAACCUAACUACAGGUCUUGGAAAGAUCCCAGACUUUGGCCAUCAAGUUGAUGACUAUCUCGCACAAGACGAUGCUCGAUGGAAAGAUGAUGGAGAACAAAACGGACAAACCACGAUUAUCCUCACCGUCUUCUUUGGUUUACAAGAGAUUUGGGACUUUGUGGGUCUGCAGCAAGACGCUGUCUUGCCCGCUGUCAUGGAGUGCAUAUCGUCCAUGUUUGCGCAGCUGGACCGCCUCGUCCAGGCGGAGUCGGUGAAAGUGAUUCGUCCCACUGUCAUCAUACCCAAGCUGCCGGAUCCGACCUUCUUCCCUCGUUGGAUCACCCAGCGUACGUCUGCAAACGGGACAGACAAGUAUGGUCAGCUCCAGCGUCAAGCCGUAGUCCUGACCGAUCUCUGGAACCAUGUUCUGGAGAAGCAAGCCGAGGCCUGGAACAAGGCUCACAUCGUCAUGCCCGACUUCCAUACGUGGAUGCUUGAACAGAUGCGAGAACCUGAAAUCGAUGAGACAGGUCUUGUAGCAAUCUCGAAAAUCAGAGCUGAUUCCAGAUUCACCGAGUUGACCCAGCCCUGUGUCAACUACACCGCUUCCUUUGACAGAGACGGAAUCGAAACCCGUCCAUUCACCGUGUGCGAGGACCCGUCGCAAUUCUUGUUCUGGGAUGAUACGCGUUUGAGCGGCACCGCACAUGAAAUGUUAGGCAAACACGUUGCUGCGAUUCUGAAGAAUAACACAGCUUCCAAUCAGACGCUGUAUGUCGAAAACGCAAAAACCAAAGACGCAAAUCGCCCGGUUUCCUUGAGCGAAUAG